AUGCGUCGCUCCACGAGAGUUCAUCCUUUGCAACCGAACGAUCGUCAAAAUCAACUGGACUCCUAUCCUGAAAAGUCUACGUACUGUGUGAAAUACUUCAUGUUUUUCAUGAAUGUUUUGUUUUGGGUUCUGAGUUGUUUAAUCUUGGCCAUUGCGGUGUAUGCCAUGCUUGAAAAACAAGAAAUUUAUGGCCAGAUAAGUCGCCUAGCUACAGAUCCUGCAGCGCUUUUGUUGGCGAUUGGUCUUAUAAUAUUUGUCAUCAGCUUCGCUGGUUGUUUGGGCGCUCUGAGAGAGAACAAAUGCCUCCUAAAAUUUUAUUCCGGUCUGCUGGCAUUGAUGUUGUUGUUGGAGAUUGCAGCUGCUAUACUUGGGUAUGUUUACUCCGGGAAAGUCAAGAAUGAAAUGCAUAAUGCCUUUACCAUGAUGAUCGACAAUUAUUUAGACGAUCCGGAUCUCCAGUUAGUCAUUGACUCUGUUCAAAAAGAACUCAAGUGUUGCGGUUCUGAGAAGUAUACAGACUGGGAGAGAAAUAUUUAUUACAACUGCUCCUCUCCAGCUGUCGAGAGUUGUGGCGUUCCCUAUUCGUGUUGCAUAGCUGACGAGGUGAAUUCGCAGUGCGGGUUUGGUGCUUUGCGUUUGAAAGACAGCGCGGCCGUAAACGUUAUCUACACACAAGGUUGCUUAAAAGGCGUUGAAGAUUGGUUUCGCAGUAAUUUGGUCCUAAUGGCAUCCAUUGCAGCCUGUUUACCAGUGCUACAGCUCGUUGGAUUCUGUUUAUCUAGACGGCUGACUAAUGAUAUAAAUGACAUCUUGGCAAUGCAGGGCAGAUUAAGCUAA
Porites evermanni is the source of this 837-nucleotide messenger RNA. NCBI's taxonomy places the organism in Eukaryota, Metazoa, Cnidaria, Anthozoa, Scleractinia, Poritidae. The record is from the annotation of a GenBank genome assembly.